GCAAGUUUAAAAAUGUGUUAACGUGCACUAAAGAAAACAUACGUAAUAAAAUAUCACACUUUUAACUGAAUGUUGAUUCAGUUUGAUUUUGACAUUUUAUUUCUUCGGAUAUUACUGAACAAAUUUUAAGAAAUUUUGAAUGAAGUUGGAGUCAACUGUACAGAAAAGAAAUUUGGUGAAUAAUGCAAAUUUAUACAAACCACAGAUUAAUAGGACAAGUGUCACCCAUUUAUACGGUUGGAAUGAACAGAAUGCCUUGCUGUCUAUGUAUCGUAAACCAGCAGGUCGAAUAACUGGUACAGGUAUUACUGGAGGAGGUCAAGUGGGUGGAGGAAAACCUGAUCGAUAUAUCCAUCAGAAACAAGCAAGAAUUGGUGGUAAAGAAUACAAAUUCUAUCAUUAUGAUGAACCACACGCUUAUAUCCUCCAGUACAGACGAGAUUGUACCCGAAUUUCAAAUACUAAAGGGAAUUGUGACAAAGGACCAUUAGAAGAGUUUACUAAAUCAAUGCUAAAAGAUGCGGUUCAUGUGGAAAAUGAUAAUGAAUCACAGAAUAAAACUUCUCCUCCUCCUGAAUAUUCCGACCUUACACAGUUAUACACUUCAGAAACAAAUAAUUCACACACGCAAGGUAAUAUCUCCUCAGAUGCCAAGAAUAAAAAGUCGUCGGUAUCGAUCAACACUGCUAAUCGUCAUAUGUGGGUGAAUACUUCUGUACCAGUUGGAUCACGUAAUAUUCUUUCGAUAAAAUUUUCAAAUUUGGAUAUCAGCACACCGAAUAUGAAUCAUUCAAAACAAAAACUGCCGAAAAAAGAAUCACUGACUCCUAAAAGAAUGACUGAUUCGCGUUCAAGUCGACCAUGUUCAGGAAAAUCAAUUAUUGGUUUAAACAACUCUAGCAACACUAGCAAUAAUAAUAAUAAUAAUCAUAGUUCCUAUCAGCAAUCCAUUCUUCCACCUAAAGACAAUAUUACCUCAAAAUUAAAGAGUGAAUCUGCUACACAGGAAGGCAAUCUCAACCAAUCAAUACACAAUGCAAGUCAUCCUGGAUUUUGGCCAUUAUUAUAUAAAAAAUUACUUCAACUACAGGCUGAUCUUUAUGGAAUAACAACGGAAGAAGAAAUGUAUGUAGACGUAUGAAAUGUGAAUCAACAGAGACAAAGAGAUGGCAUCGAGGACUGCUAUUCUUUCAUGUGUUUGCGUGUCAGUGUGUGUUUAUUUGUAUGUAUAUAUGUUUUACCAGUCCCAUUGGCUGUUGUCAUCUUCGUGUCGAUAAUAAUAUAAUAAAAUAAAAC
Trichobilharzia regenti is the source of this 1296-nucleotide messenger RNA. Lineage: Eukaryota; Metazoa; Platyhelminthes; Trematoda; Strigeidida; Schistosomatidae. The record is from the annotation of a GenBank genome assembly.